CAAAGAACUAUCUCAGAUAUAGGAAGACCACAAGCAAGACCACAAUGAUUUGAGCUGUAAUGGAGAAAUGUUCUUGUGAAMGUUACAGCAGACUUCAGAGUACGACAUUGGACUUCUCCCCACUUUUCUGUGUCAAAGUCAGAAAUGAAUCACACUUGGACAUACAACUUGAGUUUUGGUACACCUACAGGCCCUGUUGAGCCAAAGACCGGACUCUCACGAAAUGGGCACACAGUAGUAGCUAUUUUUCUGGGAUUUAUCUUGUUUUUUGGUUUCGUGAAUAACUUGACCGUCCUCAUCCUCUUCUGCAAGUUUAAAACCCUUCGGAAUCCGGUCAACAUGCUCCUCCUGAACAUCAGCAUCAGUGACAUGUUAGUGUGCAUCUCAGGCACGACCCUCAGUUUUGCAUCUAACAUCCAGGGCAAAUGGAUCGGAGGGGAACAUGGCUGCAGGUGGUAUGGCUUUGUCAACUCCUGCUUUGGAAUCGUGUCCUUGAUCUCCUUGGCUGUCCUGUCCUACGAGCGAUACAGCACUCUCACCCUGUGCAACAAGCGCAGCGCCGACUAUCGGAAAGUCUUGCUCGCAGUUGGUGGUUCGUGGAUUUACUCCCUGCUCUGGACUGUGCCACCUCUGAUCGGAUGGAGCAGUUAUGGGAUAGAGGGCGCAGGGACCAGCUGUUCGGUACGCUGGUCCUCUGAGUCGGCCAAAUCUACAUCCUACAUCAUCUGUCUCUUCAUAUUCUGCUUGGUUGUUCCUGUGGUGGUGAUGGUGUACUGCUACAGCCGUCUCCUUUAUGCUGUUAAACAGGUUGGAAAAAUCCAUAAGAAUGCUGCCCGCAGAAGAGAAUACCAUGUGCUAUUCAUGGUGAUAACUACAGUUAUCUGUUACCUCAUAUGCUGGAUUCCCUAUGGAGUUAUAGCACUGCUUGCAACGUUUGGUAAGCCAGGUGUGGUGACUCCAAUUGCAAGCACCAUACCUUCCAUCCUAGCAAAAAGCAGUACUGUUUGCAAUCCCAUUAUCUACAUACUUAUGAAUAAGCAGUUUUACAAAUGCUUUCGUCUGCUUUUGCACUGCCAACUUCAUUCCUCCACCGAUGGAGAGCCUACCAGCCACUCUAAGGUAACCAUUAUCCAGAUGAACAAGAGAACAUUGGACUGUGGAAAUGUGUGCAAUAAUGAACCAUGUCCCAAAACAGACAGUUAA
Molecule: messenger RNA, 1203 nt
Organism: Nothoprocta perdicaria
Lineage: Eukaryota; Metazoa; Chordata; Aves; Tinamiformes; Tinamidae
Product: pinopsin-like
Exons: 4
Coding region: 145-1203 (352 amino acids)
Biological process (GO): visual perception; G protein-coupled receptor signaling pathway
Cellular component (GO): photoreceptor outer segment; membrane
Molecular function (GO): G protein-coupled receptor activity
Source: RefSeq, a predicted model, not a curated record